GUCAAAACAUUUUUAUACGUACAAUAAAUGGGUAAAUUUCGGUUAUGCUAGAUACAGCAACCGCUAUAUUUUACACAUCCCUUUUAGCAUGUGUACCUCUUGGUUGCUUAUAUAAAACCAUUGAAGAUGAGCAAAAGCGGCGUGCAUUAGGUACUGGGACAGGAAUACUGAUUGCACUAAUUAUUUGUGGUCCCAAAGUAUUUUACACAGUUUUAUUGGUAUCGGGAAAUAUUAUUUUGAUUAAAUGCUGCGAUAAACGUUACGUCCAUAAAAUGAGCCUCUCGUUUACAUGGAUGUUCCUUCUAUAUUUAUAUUUCCAUGUUGGAUGCACAAAAUACGCUGGAUGGUUAUUUCAAACUUUAUCAUUACGGCUGGUCGGUUUAGCUUUUGAAAUUAACAUUUAUGAUCAAUCUACGAGCAAGACUGAAACCAAAACUGCUCCUCAUAAAGUUCCCGCGAGUUUACCUGAUGAAAGAGUUACUCAAUUAUCUGCGGCUGACAUCGCCACGUAUGCAUACUUCUUUAUUGGUAUACAUAAAGGGCCGUAUUAUACGUGGAAAACCUUCAACGACCAUUUAAACAGCACUGCCAGCGUGCAAGGCGAUUUCUGGGUGGUCACCGAGCAGAAGCUGAGAAAGACUUUGUUGCUAACACUGGGAUAUUUUGCCCUGCGGUCGAAUUACCCGAUCUCCAUGUACGAAGAUGAUGAGUUUUACACAAACUAUGGCACCGAUUAUCGAUUCUUAUUCUGCAUGCCACAACUAGUGAUUUACUACUUGGAGUCCCAGAUCAUCCUGAUGAUUACCACCAGCGCGUGUUCGGGAGCGGGGUUUGGCGUGUAUCCUGCUAAGGCCAUGGCGGUCCCGGGAGCUGGACCUACAAGGCCGGUCGUAGGACCAGAACUGCCACCAGAUAAAGAAGAAUACAAUUUUUCAAUGCUAAAAUGUUUCGAUAACGAGAAAAUAUUGAUGGGCCCGAAAAUGAAAGACACGAUACGAGGCUGGGACAUGGCCACGCGGUACUGGUUCGCGCAAUACAUCAUCAAGAAUCUUAUUAAUAACAAUUUCGAAGUAAGAAGCGCAUGCUCAUUUCUGCUUUGGACGAUUUGGACGGGUUCCAAAAUUCAAGAUACAAUCAUGGCACUGACCCUCUGGGUCUACAUUCACUUGGAAUCCGAUUAUUCUCAGUUAUACUCGGAAUCGCUAACAGGUCCAUGGAAUCUUGGCUUCGCGAUAAUGCGUAUUCUCUGCUUAUGCUAUCUUACGCCAUGUCUCAUCAUAGAAGACUGGGCCGUAGCCCUAAGAUAUUACAAUUCAAUCUACUGGGUAUACCACAUUGUACUCGGAGUUCUGACCGUCACAGCGAUCGCUGUAGAUAAAAAUAGAGCAAGAGUGCGGUUCGUCUCAAAUGCAGAUGCUCUAAAAGAUGUUCCCCCGAGUAAAAUUAAAACUGAGGACAUGGCAUCAGCAAGCAAGCCUGAAAGCACGAGCCAGGACACCGGACCAUCUACAAGUGGGAAUAAAUGACACGGGUUAUUAAAACUAUCCUUUGCAUUGUCACUUUCUGCUAUGUAUUUGUGCACACCUUUCUCUGUCCCUCUGCAGAGACUGUCCGAUGACUGGAUAGAUGUAUUUACCCCUAAUAAUGGCUGCACCGUUAAUUGUAGUCGCGUAACCUGUAUCGUGCACUGCCGCAUCCUUGUGGCAUUGACAAAAAAAAAGAAGACUGGCGAUAGCGGGAGCAUCGAAAUUUCGUAUACAUGUCCUCCUGUUACUCUUGCAUAUUCGAGAAAGGCAACAGACACUGACGGGACUAACAUAUGAACGAGCAAUGUGCUUCGCAGUUUUAGCCCAGUUUUGGCAUGUGGUCUGGAUGGUUAACCGGAUUGACAACAUUUGCCAGAAAUAUAAAGGAGUCGUCCAGCGCCAUCUAAUUCAGUGACCAAAACAGGUCUAUAUUCUUGAAGUGCCCUUUUGUAUAUUUAGUUGUUUUGUAAUAAAACCUGUCAAAGUGUU
Molecule: messenger RNA, 2015 nt
Organism: Cydia pomonella (codling moth)
Lineage: Eukaryota; Metazoa; Arthropoda; Insecta; Lepidoptera; Tortricidae
Product: lysophospholipid acyltransferase 7-like
Exons: 7
Coding region: 45-1526 (493 amino acids)
Biological process (GO): phosphatidylinositol biosynthetic process; lipid modification
Cellular component (GO): mitochondria-associated endoplasmic reticulum membrane contact site; membrane
Molecular function (GO): lysophospholipid acyltransferase activity
Source: RefSeq, a predicted model, not a curated record